This is a messenger RNA of Amaranthus tricolor (Joseph's coat), 2202 nucleotides long. Its product is annotated as BTB/POZ domain and ankyrin repeat-containing protein NPR1-like. The record is from RefSeq and is a predicted model, not a curated record. NCBI's taxonomy places the organism in Eukaryota, Viridiplantae, Streptophyta, Magnoliopsida, Caryophyllales, Amaranthaceae. Gene Ontology annotation, molecular function: protein binding. The transcript has 4 exons. Gene Ontology annotation, cellular component: nucleus; cytoplasm. Bases 209 to 1999 code for a protein of 596 amino acids. Gene Ontology annotation, biological process: regulation of salicylic acid mediated signaling pathway; defense response to fungus; regulation of jasmonic acid mediated signaling pathway.
UGAACUCGUUAUACUCGUCAACCCCUGUAUCUCCUUCCUCGCUACCGUCAGCAUUUCUCUCUCCUCCACGCCCAAAAAAUGCCUCUCAUUUCUCUCUCCUCCUUCUCUCCUCAUUUGACUCCUCCUCCACUCUUCCCUGACAUUCCCAAUUAACUCCCUAAAAUCUCAGUCUUUCAAUGGCGGAUUCCAAUUUCCAAUUCCACCAUUAAUGACGAUCGUGAUGGAUUCUCGGACGGUUUUUUCCGAUUCCAACGACAUCAGUAAUGGCAGCAGCAUCUGUUGCGUCGCAACAAACACUACCCCAACCGCUGCUGAAAACUGUCUUACCGCCAAGCCAGAAUCCGAAGCUCUCAAUCGUCUCUCCGAAAACCUCGAAACUCUUUUUCAACCUUCUCUCUCCGAGUCUGACUCAUUCGCCGACGCUAAAAUUAUCAUCUCCGGAGAUUCUCGCGAAAUUUUCAUUCACCGGUGUAUCCUUUCGUCUCGAAGCUCCUUUUUUAGAGCUGAAUUUGCUUCCAAAAGAGAUAAAGAAAAACAGAAAGAUAAGGAAACAGAAAAAUUGGUGAGACUUGAGCUUAAGGAUAUGGCAGGUGAUGUUGAGGUUAGAUUUGAUUCAUUGGUGGCGGUUUUACGAUAUUUAUAUAGCGGUAAAGUUAGACCGAAUCCUAAAGAGGUUUGUAUGUGCGUUGAUGAUGAUUGUUCCCAUAUAGCUUGCCGUCCUACUGUUGAAUUUCUUGUCGAGGUUCUAUAUUUGUCUCACAAGUUCAAGAUCGACGAACUGGUUGCUCUGUAUCAGAGGCACCUCAUGGAUAUUCUUGAGAAGGUCUCAGCAGAUGACAUUCUAGUAGUGCUAUCUGUUGCUGAAGUGUGUGAAAGCGUGUGCAAAAGUUUGCAAGACAGGUGUAUUGACAUAAUUGUCAAGAUUGAUGUAGAUGUUACCACCCUUGAUAAAUUUUUGGCACAUCAUACUGUCAAACAAAUAAUCGACACGCGCAAGGAACUUGGUUUGACUGAGCCUGCAUAUGUUGAAUUUCCUGAUAAGCAUGUGAAGAGAAUACACAGAGCUUUGGAGUCUGAUGAUGUUGAGUUAGUUAGAAUGCUUUUAAAAGAGGGCCAUACUAGUCUAGAUGGUGCUUUUGCCCUUCAUUAUGCUGUAGCAUAUUGUGAUGCCAAAACCACUACAGAGCUUCUUGAGCUAGGGCUAGCAGAUGUUAACCUCAGAAAUGUAAGGGGUUACACUGUGCUGCACAUUGCAGCCAUGAGAAAAGAGCCUAAAAUCAUUGUAUCCUUGCUAACCAAGGGUGCCCAUGCUUCUGCAACAACACCAGAUGGCAGAAAGGCUGUGCAGAUAGCAAAGAGACUAACAAAGCAUGUGGACUUUUAUAGACCUACAGAACAAGGGAAGGCUUCGCCAAAGGAUCGGUUGUGCAUUGAAAUACUGGAACAAGCCGAAAGAAGAGAACCUUUGCUCGGAGAAGGUUCCGUAUCCCUGGCAAAGGCAGGGGAUGAUCUGCGUAUGAAACUAUUGUAUCUUGAGAAUAGAGUUGCUCUUGCACGAUUGCUUUUUCCAAUAGAAGCCAAAGUUGCUAUGGAUAUUGCUCAAGUGGAUGGUACUUCUGAAUUUACUUUAUCAAAAAAUAUAGCUAAUGCACGAAGAAAUGCUGUGGACUUGAAUGAGGCACCCUUCAUGUUGAAGGAGGAGCAUUUGCAAAGAAUGAAGGCACUUUCUCGAACUGUUGAGCUUGGGAAGCGUUUCUUUCCUCGGUGCUCUGAGGUCCUCAAUCAGAUCAUGGAUGCCGAAGAUUUAUCUCAGCUUGCAUUUCUAGGAAAAGAUACACCAGAGGAACGCCAAAGGAAGAAACAAAAAUACCAAGAAUUGCAAGAUGCUUUAACCAAGGCUUUUUCAGAGGACAAAGAAGAGUUCGAACGUUCCACACUAUCAUCAUCAUCUUCGACAGCAUUUGGGCGACCUUACGGUAAGACUCAUCUUAAGAGGUAGUAACUCCAGCUCGAUCAAAUACAACUCCGCCUGUAAGAUAUAUAAAUUUAUGUAUUAUAGUUUCUUCAUUUUCAUCUUGGCCUACUAUUUCAAUCACUUUGGUCUGUACCAUAAUUUUUGGCCGAUCGAUUGAUUUAACAAUUACAUGCUAUAAUUAUAUGUUAUAAACCUUUAUAAGUUUAUAGUUAGACGAGCAUUACCAA